Syngnathus typhle (broad-nosed pipefish) is the source of this 5791-nucleotide messenger RNA. Its product is annotated as RNA-binding Raly-like protein. The transcript is spliced from 9 exons. The coding region runs from base 4351 to 5226 and encodes 291 amino acids. Gene Ontology annotation, cellular component: nucleus. Gene Ontology annotation, molecular function: RNA binding. Lineage: Eukaryota; Metazoa; Chordata; Actinopteri; Syngnathiformes; Syngnathidae. The record is from RefSeq and is a predicted model, not a curated record.
UAAAAAAAAACAAUAACAAAUAUAUAAAAAAAAAAAGAAUUCUAGUUCUUUUGGGAGAAUUCUAAAAAUACAUCAAAACCUCUACAAAAAGAUUAAAAAAUACUACGAAACAUUACAUUAUGAAGUAAUUGUAUCGUACACAAUUGGUUUGCAAGCAUAAACUUGUUAAUAUCAAAUAUCUUGAUGAUGAUGAUGAUAUUAGUUACACCAUUUCAGUGGCGAAAGAGGAUUUGAGAUACGAGCAAUGUGAGCAAAUUCAAAGGCGUGUAUCUCAAGGCGCCACUGUAGACAAUCGAGACAAAAUAAUAGAAAAUCAAAAUUUGAAAUUCAAAAUUUGACGAUAUAUGAGGGGGGUAAACAAAGAGAAAUAGAAGAAAAUGAAAAUUCAACCAAAAAUAGUCAAUGAAAAUACACCGGCGCUGAUUGCUGACAUGCUAGUGGUUAGCAUGCUUGCCUCUCAGUUCCGUGGUUCUGUGUUUGAAUUUCUGCUCUGACCUUGUGUGUGAAAAGUGCUUUUUGAAACGAUUUCCGCUAAAAGGGUCAGAAAAUCACUAACUCUGUAACACAGACUGCACUUUUGUAAAUGUUCUGUUGGCAUCCGUGUUUGAAAAUUCACGUCAGCGGUGUCAGCAUACAACUGUGAGCGUCACAUAAAUCGAAAUCAGUCCAAAAUAAUACAGAGCCUUAACGUCAUAUGUAUGGAUUAAAACCAUUUAUCACCUCGCCAUGCUUAACUUUGCCGAUUAAACGAUCAAGGAACCUGUUUCGUAGAAGGGCGCCGGCCGGGAACCUCACAGAACGCAUACAAAGUUGCUGCACAGAAUCCACAAAUUGAACAUUUGCAGUGCAAAUGUGUGCCGUGGAAAAACAAAACGCUACCUGCCAACGGAGGCGGCCACAGCUGUGCGUGCGCCUCCUGCACACACACACACACACACAUGCACGACAUUGUAUGUGUGGCGGUGCAUUCUGGAUAACUCACAGCCGCUGUCAGACAUCACACACUUGGCAACUUGAAAACAGCCUUAAUGAGUUGGUGACAUGGAGCAAGGGGAGGAGGGAGACCGAGAUGGGGGGGGCAUCUAGUCCAAAUACUGGGUUUGUUCAUUAUGCAAACUUGCUUGUAGAUUUGAUUAAUUGCUUGACAUUGACGCUGCAGCUCAAAUGCAAAGCGUGUGUUGGGCAACCUGAAGCCUGCGGGCCACUCAUUGUAUACACUCGGUGUAUGGCGGCGGUAAUGAGCAACGCGGAAAAUGGCGGUUCGACCUUUUCUCCGAAAUCGUCUUUGAAAAAGUGGACAUUUGACAUCUCUUCCAGGCCAGCAGACUGUUGCAUGGGCAUCAGGUCAGGCUAGCUGAGCAUGAAAUGUGCGGCUAAGCAAACAAUGCUUAUCUCUGGCCAGGGAUGAAGCUCUGCGAUAGCCGGCUUUCGCUACACAUGCACUGAAUCACUAUGAGCCAUGAGCAGGGAAUGAAGUUAAGGCAGGCAGGCAGACAGACAUCUUUAAAGAUGGACUUAAGCUUGUUUUCUGGCUCAGUGGAGGCCUACACACGCAGAAUAAAAGAAGCCUUAAGCAACGUACAUUUUCACUUUCCUUUGAAUUAGGUUUAAACUAUUAUCCUAGCAAUCUGGUCAUUGUAGUUUUUCCUUUUGUGUGUGAAAUCUGUUGUGGUCACUCUCCAGGUUCUUCAUCAUGCAUAAAAUGGCAGGAGACUUGGGAUGCUAGCAGUGAGGCUGCUGGGGAGCAUGCCCGGUUGGAAGAACUCUUUCAAAAGUUAUAAACCGCUCACUCGUUCUGAGAUGCUGUUUGACGGUUUCAUUAGCAUCGAUCGGCCUCGUUCCAUGUCAACGUUCUAGCAAAAUGGAGGUGUUGGAUUCCUGUUUCUUGACAUUUUGCCGUUGCGCAUUUCCGCCUUCCGUCGUUGGUGCUGGCAGUGUUUAAAAGCGGCUUUGAUUCAGUCUAAAGGUUAACCUAGAUUAGUUUCUCAUCUCUUAGAGGGAGCGUAGGGAGUCCAAUAACCAGGGAGGAAAGGAGUAUUUGCAAUCGUCGGGCAAAGCCGAGAGAACGUGUCAACAUUUACAAGCCAACCACUGGCGUGGUGUUCCAUUAUGAAUGUGCCGAUGCCCACUGUUCCCUAUUAGUUCUCUUUUUUUUUUCCCGCCCCACUACAAUGUAUCUUUCAACAUGGCUCCUGGCCGUCUUUUCACAAACAACAGUGCGAGCGCCGUCUGUCGCGAGGCAGUGCCAUUAGCCCCGCGGCGUCUUCAUCUUAGCACCGGCAUCUUUUUUUUUUUUUGAAGAGGAGAUGCCGUUCGAUUUCAGCACGGUGGGCAGCCGCCAGCACUUUAUUACGCCCAUUCUCGCCUCGGCGCCUGGAGCGUCUUUGCUCACUAACCCCUGCCCUCGCCGCCGCGACGCACCGCACGAGUCUGAUGCUAUUUCAAGCUCCGUGACCCCCAUUCAGAGGGCUUCAUCCCCAGAUAAGAAACAAAAUGAGAAUUCACGUGGGCACAAUGGCUUCCCGUGUUCCUUUUAGAAAGACUUUUUCCUAAUCUGACAAGGGGGAAACGAUUUAAGGUGUGUAUAUGUGGUUGUGCGUUACACCACAAUAAGCACUGUGAUGCUAUGAGACAACUAGCGAGAAAAGCUAAUGUAGCUAACGUCUACAUCUUCACUCUGUGCUCCUUCUGGCUCCACCACACCACAUUAUAGUCGAAUCAAUUCAGCAGAAUGUCAAAACUUAUCAUAUUUAGGGGAUCAGUAUGAUAUUUUGGUUCUCUGUUUCUCAUUUCCUUUAUCACUUGGCCCUUGGAUCAUAGUUUAUAUCUUAUUUGGUCUUUUCUACACGUAUGUGGGCACGGCCAUUGUUACGGCAUUUGGAGUAGGCGCUUCUUUGCAUUCUAUUCCUCGUCAGACUCCAGAAAGUUCUCCUUUCCCGGUUUUGUUGUAACUCAAUUUCAGAGGACUUCUUGAAAAUGUUUUGAUGUGAGUCUUUCUUGUGGUUGCACUUUCAUGGAAGAGAAAUCAGUCUUUGCCAAAAUGGCCUCUGGGAACAUUGCUGUCAAUUUGAAUUCCAAAAUUACAUCAUUUAAAGUGUUCUUUACAAAGGAGAGAGGCGGAGGGAUUAUUUCUAAUCUUCAUUCUGGUGUGAAAGAACGAGGAGGUAACUGUGAUGGUGGUAGUCUAACGUAUGACACAAGUUCCUCCCAUUUCCUAGCCGGGAGUGAAUUCUCCACUUUUGCUGCCAAAUUUAGCCUCUCCUCUACCAGUUUGAACAAAGUAGGUCACUGGAGCAGCUUAUAGCCAAACAUGCUAAUGUCCAUGGCAGCAAAGCGCCAACGCAAAGUGAUCAUUUGGGACAGGAUUGACAUUUUUGGGUGACAGAGGAACGAUAGGUGAUGGAGAAUGUGCCCUUACGUGCGAUCUUAUUAUUUCCUUUUAGGAAUACUAUGGCAUUGAAAAAUAAACUUUCCCUUCGAGUCAUUACUGCAAACCUAGCGCAAGAAGCUAACGUGGUUAUCUGCUCUCAGUGUGUCGUUUUCUCUAAAUGUUUUAUUCCAUCAUUUCAUACAUUUAUGAAAGUAGUACAUUUUUGAUAGGAGAUGACUCAAUUAUUCAUUCAGUGGUACCUUGAGAUGCGAGUUUAAUUUGUCCGUGAUCACACUCUUCAUGCAAAACUGUCAGGUCCACUUAAAUGAUUCCAACAAAAACACUUAAGUGUUUGUUAGUGAAGGCACUUUCAUUUGAUUCUUAGUAUGACUUGCGUGAUGCAUUUGGGUCCAGCGUCUACUAAUUUUACCCUGGAAACUUUCCACUUCUUGCUCUACGGUUGGCUCGAUAGAGCUGAUAGUGUCAACUUGUUGACGGAAAGGACUUUGAUUUGUAUCAUCUGCGAAUGGUGCGGUGAGAAACAUUUUGUAUUUCCCAGCACCAGCAUGGACCUCACAGAUAAGGUUGGCGAUAUGUCGUAAAAGACAAAAAAAAAAAAAUCCCCGAUAGUCAUCAUGUGGCUACGGUGAGAAGGCGGAAGAUAGCGAGCGGCCAUUGCACAGAUAAUGCUCCCCUCUAUAGGUCCUGCUGCUUUUAUCUCCCGGCAGUGGCUAUAGGUUGGUUCCAAUCAAAUGGCGGCGGUUGCGACUCAUUUUAAGAGCCGGCCGGGUGUGUCGCCACGCCUCGCAGCACCGGCAUAAAUUCAGCGGGAAAGUGAGAGAUGAGCCUGAUUGAAAUCGUGAUGUAUUCUCUUUACAGGAGGUCGGCACAGUCACGGGCCCGCCCGCUAACGCGGCCAAACAGCAGUUCGCCGCUCCAAAAAGCCAGUUCAUUAAAGCAGGCACUGCGGCAGGUCUAGGAUGACCGGCAAGAGCCAGACCAGCAACGUGACCAACAAGAAUGACCCGCGCUCGCUCAACUCCCGCGUCUUCAUCGGCAACCUCAACACGGCGGUGGUGAGCAAAGCCGACAUCGAGGCCAUCUUCGCCAAGUACGGCAAGAUCGUGGGAUGCUCCGUGCACAAGGGCUACGCCUUUGUCCAGUACGUCAGCGAGAGGAACGCCCGGGCAGCUGUGGCGGGCGAGAACAACAGGGUCAUUGCGGGACAGUCGCUAGAUAUCAACAUGGCAGGAGAGCCCAAACCAUACCGGCCAAAGCUGGCCACCAAGAGGCCGCUGUCCACCCUCUACAGUGGCUACGAGUUUGACUACGACUACUACAGAGAUGAUUUUUACAGCAGAUUGUUUGAGUACCACGGUCGCGUGGUGCCACCCGCCCGGGCCGUCAUUCCGGUGAAACGCUCACGGCUCGUCGUGCCGUCCGUCCCGCGCAGGAUCAAGUCCUCUUUUUCCGUCCGAACCUGCUCUUCAUCGUCCUCUUCGUCCUCCUCCUCUUCCCCAAGGCUUGUCAACAUCCCGUCGUCUUCUGUCAUGGGACCCAAACUGAAGACAGAGCAUCUGCUGAGCAUCAAAAAGGAACUGUCGCAGAUCAAGACCAAGAUCGAUUCCCUGCUGGGAAGGCUUGACAAAUUUGAGAGGCAGCAUGAGAUGCAGAGAAAACACGAGGAGGCGUGCGAGUGUCACCACAGCAACCAGGGCGACCACUCUGGUGGAGAUGAAUUGGGUGCGGAUGUCGAGGCCGAGGCUGGGGAGAUGACAGACGGCGGCGACGAUUACUUUGAGGACGAGGGCGCCGGUGACAUGAGAGAGAACCACAUAUCAGAUAUCGACAACUGAGCAAGUGAAGCCUGCAGUGCACAAAGAUUGCAGAAGUUAACCAGCAAAGCCUCGGUCAGCCAGAAGAACUGUUUGAAAUGAAAGAUCAACAACGGAGGCAACGACUUGUUUGUUCCGUGUAUGCCUCAUCAGAUUAAAAUAAGAAAAAACAAAUAUUGACAGUCCCGAUGGGUUGUCAUCCAAACUGGUUUUGAGCGGCAAGAUCAAACGAAAAGAGCAAUCGGCAAAUGCUAACUUGUAAGUACAAUAUGCUUUGUGCUUCAGCCUCUAUGGUCCGUCCGUAUUGUCUAUAAUUCUGUUGUACAGCAAAUGUAUGUUGAAAAUAUGAAUGUAAGAGGAACCACUUAAUGUGCUUUGCUUUACUUGUACAGUUAUUUAGUUUUUGUCUUUCGGUCACAGUACCCAUUUUACAGUGUCCUUGUUACAUUCUGUCAAAGAAGAGAUGAAUAUUUUUUACAAUCAGCAUGUAGUAACAAAUAGAAAGGGAUUGUCACGGAUCAUUUGUAUUCAUUGCUUUGGUUGUACAGCUAUGAAUAAUAAGAUGGGUUUUUGGAAUAAAACAGUU